AUGAUAAUAGCAACUGAUUAUUUGCCAAAUCUUGUACGAGAGGAUCGGUACUGGUUCGGAAUUGAUUUCGGAAAUUCCUUCAUCAAGGUUUCGAGUGAUAUUUGCUCGGGUUGUUUGGGAGAGAAUGUUAUUAGAUUGGGUUCUAAUGUUGAUACGGUUAUUGUUUGUAUGAUGGAGAGUAAAAUUAAACGAUUUGAAUUGUUUGGUUUUGAAGAGAGUGAUGAGGAAUAUAUUGAUUUUACAAUUGUAAAUAUUAAGAGAUUAAUUGAUUGUUUGGGAUCGGAUCAAGAUCAAUUGAAUGAAAUCAAGAUUUUGGAAAAUGAUGAAAUUGAGGGAGAGAAGAGAUUAAUAAGUCAAAUAUUUACUGAGAAUGUACAUAUCAAAUCGAAAGACGAUGUAGAGAAUUUAAACAAGUUGAUUCAGAUUAAGAUUACUGAUACGAAAACUAAUUAUUCAAUUGAGAUUCCACUAUUUACCCUAAUGGUGAAAUUAUUUGAUAAAUUGAGAGUGGAAAUAUUGGGAAAGGAUAUGGGAAAAGAUCUUUUCGAACGAAAUAUUAUUACAGUUCCAGUAUUUUACAAUGAUUUACAAUUAACGUUUUUAAAAAGUGCUUUUGAAAUGGCAGGAUUUAAAGUGGAACGAGCAAUUAAAGAUGUGAUAGCUGCUGGAUUGGCAUAUAGCAUCAAUAACAAGACGGACAGAGAUUUGUUAAUUUUGAAUUGUGGAUCUACAUGUACAAUAGCAACACUAUACAAUUUGGAAGAAGGUAUUUUCGAGUUGAUUGAAUACACUUCAGAUAGUACCAUUUCAGGAAAUUCUAUUGAUGAGCUAUUGGUUAACUAUUGUGUGCAAGAAUUUAAAAAGAAAACAAAAAAGCAGCUUACAAAUCCAAAGGCAAGAGCCAGACUUUAUGAGGUAUGUAAACUUGCCAAAGAAGAAUUAUACGGCGAAAGAAAUCUACUCAAUGUUUUGAUUCAGGUAGAUUCCUUGAUGGAUGGAGUUGAUUUCUCUUUAGUCCUCAGCAAACCAAAAUUUGAACAAUUAGUAACACCAGUAGUCUCAAAAAUUACAUCCCUACUGAACUCUCUAUUGGAAAGGAAUUCAAAAUCAAUUCAUUCUGUCAGUGAUUUGAUUUUAUGUGGUGCUUGUUGUCAAAUCUCAAAAUUUUCAUCUACAAUCCGAGAAUUCUUCAAAGGAAAUAAUCAAUUCGUUUUAUACGACAACAUUCCUCCAAAAACCAUUAAGGCAAGAGGAGCUACCGUAUUUUGUGAACAGUUCAGAGUUAGAAAUACUUUUUGGGCACACGUUGUGUUGCCACUUAGCAUUGGAAUUGAACAUAAUAGGAAAAUGAUGAUUCUGGCCCAUAGGAAUACUUACCUGCCUUACAAGAAAUCGUUCACUGUACAAAAGAAUGUCAACCCAUCCACAAACCAAUUCCAUUUCAAAUUGUACAUGGGUGAAAGAUACAUACCGAGGAAUAAUUUAUUAUUGGGAGAAUUUUGUAUUCCUAAUUUGAAUGAAACCAGUGAUAAAACUGUUUUGAGAGAGUUUAAGCUGGAUGUCUCAAUUUCUUAUGAAGAAAUUCUCUUCCUAACCAUUCAAGAAGCAACAAGUAUUCAAGAAUAUCAUUUUGAAGCAGAUUGGACUCAACUCACACGAGAAUUAGUAGAAGAAAGUGCAAGAUUGGGAGAGUUGGAUAAAUCUUCAUGA
Messenger RNA from Naegleria gruberi, 1710 nucleotides. RefSeq lists its product as uncharacterized. The transcript has a single exon. The record is from RefSeq and is a predicted model, not a curated record. Gene Ontology annotation, molecular function: heat shock protein binding; ATP-dependent protein folding chaperone; ATP hydrolysis activity. Gene Ontology annotation, cellular component: cytoplasm. Gene Ontology annotation, biological process: cellular response to unfolded protein; protein refolding. Lineage: Eukaryota; Heterolobosea; Eutetramitea; Acrasida; Naegleriidae. Bases 1 to 1710 code for a protein of 569 amino acids.